This is a messenger RNA of Dalotia coriaria, 5972 nucleotides long. RefSeq lists its product as uncharacterized. The transcript is spliced from 4 exons. Lineage: Eukaryota; Metazoa; Arthropoda; Insecta; Coleoptera; Staphylinidae. The coding region runs from base 148 to 5970 and encodes 1940 amino acids. The record is from RefSeq and is a predicted model, not a curated record.
CUGUUGUCAUGGUUCUGCUACUUAAAUAACAUAUACUAACAAAAUCUAUCUGUCGUGUUGCGUAUGAAUAAAAUUUUGUGUAGAAAAUGAUGAGAAAUUCGAAGUAAAAUUAUAUAUGUUGUUGAUAAAAACAACAUCGACCUCACAAUGUGUAGCAAUCAUGAUAAGACCAUCGCAAAAGAAGCAACUCAGGAAGAGUUUUGGAAAAGCAUUAUCAACAAAUAUGAAGACCGAAAUGCAAACUUGGAAUGUGACUUGAAUCAACUCCGUCAACGUGUUAACCAAAUGGAUGCGUCUAUGCCAGCCGUGAUGACAUACAACAUGGCUAAACUGGCUAAAGAAGGACCAUCUACUGAUAUUAAUAACCUCGUACAAUCAUCAUGCGUGUGUGCUUCAUGCCCUAAUGAUGAACCACAACCCGCACAACCGCUUAAAUUACCCGACAUGAGCAAAAUAUCAGUGUUUUCGAUUGAAUCUGCUGACAUUUGUUACAUGGACAAAAUUAAACAAUUAACCGAAAAAGAAAAAUCUCUGAUAAACGAAGUGAAUACUUUGAAAGCCAAAGAAAAAGCUCUGAAGGAUGUACAAGCCAAAGUCGACAAACUUUCUAAUUCAAAAGGAGGAGAAGGUGUCACAGUACGGAGUCAAGAUGUUGGGUCCAUGAAUGAAAGUCUCGUAAAAGAGAAUCAAAGAUUAUAUGAUGAAUUAGCCGAUUACCGACUGGAAUUGAAACAUUUACGUGAAAAUCUAGAAGGGCCGUUUCAAAGAGAAUUAGAACGCGAGCGGCGGAAAAAUAGUGCAUUAGAGGAUGAUUUAAGACGCAAAGACAAAGAAUGUGAAGAUAAACAUUGCAGCACCGUAAGAGAAUCAGCACUUCUGAAAAAACAACUGGAAGCAAAUGAAGCAAACCUAAAAGACAUGCGUGAUAUUAAUUGCAAGUUUAGAGAAGAGAUUACAUUCUUAAUCAAACGCAAUGAACAACUACAAAGUGAUUUGAUCAAUCAGAAAUUAAGCGAAGCUACAACUCUUGCGUUGAUGAAAACAGAACUAGAAAAAAAGAAGAAAAGGAGAGCUUCUAGUCGGUCGUCAUUUUGCACAUGCAAGGAUUCUGACUCUAGUGGUGGUGAUUCUAAAGGAGGUGGUAGACUUGUUGCAACUCAACAACCUCAACAACCUACUGUGACUCAAGUUGUUUCCAAUGCAACUGCAACAUUAGGAGAGAAAACAGAUCAAACUGAACAAACCUGUCCUGAAACAUGUUCUAAAACAACAUCAAAUAAAUCAUCUCUAAUUCAGAAGUCAACACCAGUCCAAAUUGAGAGUAAAGAAACGCCACAGGAUAUACCAGUACGUGGACCACAAGAAUGUCCUUGUAAAUUACCCUCCGAUGCAGAUUUAUACAAGAUUGCUAGAGAUUUGAGUCAGGAGAUUGAGAAUGCCAAAGGGGACAAAUCAGUUCCAGAUACAUUGUUAGAAACAGCCUGUGAUAUAAAAGAUCUUUGUGAUUUAAUAGGUAAAACAUGUACAAACAAAAUUUGCAUCGAGGCAGGCAAAUCUGAAGUUGCAAGUGUUGCUAAAAGCACGAGCAAACCUUCAAAGAAAUCUAAAGAAUCUGUAUGCAUAUGUGUUUUGGACGGUGAAUGCGCGACAACUACAAAAGUGGAAACUCCACGUUCCGCAAGAACAAGUAUUGAAAAAGCAGCAAGCAAUCGUUCUCCAUCUAAAGAUUCUGAAUGUGUUUGUGGAUGGGCCGGUGAAUGUGAAUCCAAAAUAUCUGAUAAAAGUAACACACCACCAGAAUCUGGUGAUCAAGAUGAUGAGUGCAUUUGUGGAGCGGUCGGUACCUGUCUGGAUGAUGAUCCAGGUACAUCAGCAACUCCUGGGAAACAACAUGAAACAUCGAUUGAUUACACCUUACAGUGUGAUACUAUAUGUGAUAAUGCUGUUACGGAUUCGAAUCAAAUUUCAUGUGUGACUAAGAAUACUGCAUGCGCAGCUAACAUUGUUCAAACGCAUACAGAUGGAGUUAACGUCACAACGACUUUUGCUAAUCCUGGACUUAUAGAAGUGGUUACAGAAAAUAAAGAUGGAACUAUUUCGACUUCCAUGGUUAUCAAUGACGCUGGGAAUAUUGAAGUUAUCACUGACGUGUGCAAAAAGAACAAUUGCAAUCAGAUUGAUCUUGUUAUUGAAGAUUAUCAUUCUACUGGUGAUGGUAGCAGUGGAGGACGUAGUUCACAUACCGAAAAUGAUAGCGCAUCAAAGGAAGUAUGUAGAGAACAAUGUCUUGAAUGCGCCUCACCUAAUAUAGAUGAUAAACUUGAUACUAAACGGUCAUCAAAUGAAGCAGCUGGUGAUUUUGUUGAUGUAAAAAGGAAAUCUUCCAAAAUUGAUUCUUAUCUUUUGGAGAUGUGUCCGAGUGCUCCUUUAGGAUUCAUCAAUGAUAGAUGCGUAACAGUUGCGUAUGUUCUAAAUGAAGGGGCGGGGAAAACUGAAGGUGCUGAAGAGCAAAAUGAACAUGAACAUCAACAUGAUUCGCCUAAUAUUAUAAGUCCACAUGCAUCAGAGUAUUCACAUGGAGAUUCAGAUUCUAUGUCUGAGAUUAUCUACGUGGAUGAUUGUGGUGUGGGAACAUCAGAUGGUAUUUUAGAUCAUGUAGAGUUAAGCCCUCUUGCUCGCUUUUCAUCGGCCACAUGUGAUAAAUUGGCUGUUAUCCAAGAAGUAGAUGAACGUCAUAAUACUUUACAAAUUGGAUCGCGCAACAAAAAACAAGUUGAUAAAAUAGCUUCUAAUAAUACUAAUGAUGGAAAUAGAGUUCUGCAUUCAGAUGUGUCAAAACCAGAAGUAAUAUCACUUCCAAUGCCAAUGACUUGCUGCCCGUACCACGGUUUAAAAUUACCAAUUGCUCAAUGCCUCAAUGAAUAUAAUGCAUCUAAACCUGUUAUAGUGGAAGUAGACAACAUAUUGUUGAAGCCUAUUGAACCUGAUUGUAUUUUUGAUGAGUAUUUCUUCAACAAACCUGUAAAUACUCCAAAGAUAACAAAACCAGCCAAAGACGCAACGACUGCUAUGUGUCCUUAUCAUGGACAUGGAGGUUUCGUCGAGAAUAAAACCGAAAAAAGUCAAAACAUUUUAGGAUUAUUGACUAACCUGGCCACACUUCCAUUGGCAAUACCUAGACCUGAGCCUAGUGUAUUUCCUGUUAUUUCAGAUCAAAGAUAUUCCAAAGAUCAAUCAAUGGCUAGUAGUCGUCCAUCGCGAGAAGUACGAUUUGAUGUUAUUCAACAAUGUUCAAGUUCAGCACUGAGCAGCAAUAAUUUCCCAGUUCCUCAAAGUUUGUCGUGUUUUUCGAAUAUUUCGGAGUAUCAAACUUGUGUUAAUCCAGAUGCUCACACUUUUGCGUAUUCACCAAAUACGUAUAAUGCAGAGGCAUGUUCUUGUGCAUACACUGGAGCAUCACCAGCUUCGUCAAUGCAGCCAUCUGCUUGGAGUAUUACCGAAGACAAUAAAAAUGUUCAACCACAAUCUGUUAAUAUACAGUUGCGUUAUGACGUUUUGCCAGAAAUUCGAGAAGAUAGAACUCAGUCGAUUCAGUCAAACACACAGGUUGACGAGUCUUUUAUGUCUGCGCCAAAAACAGGCAGAUAUCCGAAUCCUUCAACAAAUUAUCCGUAUAUUAAAUAUGAUACCUCAGUAUUGAAUUCACGUGGUAUAAAGAGAACUUCUAUGGACCGUACAUCUCAUACUAGAUUAGUUACUCCACGAACUGAUCCAGAAGGGCCGCCACAACCUCCGAAGCAAGUGAUGUUAAACUCUAAUGCAAAUGUUCGUCAAUCGUCGUUUGAAGCAACUGACAAUGAUUUCACGUCGCUGGAUAACACGGGACGCUAUGCCACAUCUUCCGCUUUUGAAAAUCUUGGUGAUUUUCCUGGUGGGUCCAAAAUUGUUGUGGUACCGCAAUCAGUUAUUCAAGCAGGGACAAUAAACGAUUUUGAACAAGUUACUAUACCAAAAGAUUUAACUCAGCAUAAUCCGAAUGUUCAGACUUCGAAUGUUUCUGGACAAAUUCGUUCUUGUUGGAAUACUAAAUUCACAUCUCAGAAAGCACCAUUUGUACCACUUGACUCCAAGUUAGCAAAAUACAAUAAGAAGAUUAACGAAAAUACUGAAUUUGUCCCUAAAGCCUGCUAUUGUGUAAAAAAUCAAUCUGCUCCAAUUUCAAACGUACCUGAGAAUCAAAUGCAACAAAAUGUAUCACUUGUAAAUCCCAUUCAGCAACCCCAAUUUGCUUCAAAUUUACCAAAUGGUCCUACUUUUCGUGAGUGCAAAGAAAGCUGUAAAGCUGUAUGCUCUGCCAAAAAUUUACAGCCAAUCGAUGCAAACAGUAAACCAUGUUUGCCAACUUGCGGAGGUCCGUGUUCCCAGCAACACAUAGUAUAUACUGGGGCAGGUGCUCAACUACCACUACAACAAAAUGAGAUGAAGAUGACUCCAUCAAGAAACGUAUGUGUGAAAGCCUGUACUGCAGUGUGUUCCAAUACAAAUACGGUAGAUACUAAUAUGACUGUGAAAUCUAAGCCAUGUGUGCCAAGUUGUUCAGCUAUUUGCAGCAAAACGUCAUCAGUUAAUAGAGGGAUGGCCUUAUCCUCUUCAGGUGUUUGUGCAAAGACCUGUAUAGGAGUUUGUUCUAACACCAAUACCAAUAUGAAUACUAUUACCAAUACGUUAGGAACGGAUAGACCUUUUGAACCCAGACCUUGUCUGCCAAGUUGUUCAGGUGUUUGCAGUAAAUCAUCAACGCUUAACAAAGUGAUGGAUUUAACCUCAUCAGGUAUUUGUGCAAAUACUUGUACUGGAAUUUGCUCAAAUAGUAAUACACGAGCAAAUGUAUCAGCAGGCACUUCAAGAAUAUGUCAAACAAGUUGUACAGGGGUUUGCGCUACUCUGGGACAAGACAAAACUGAUGAAAUAUUCACCAAACCAGGAUCACCUGGUUCUAAAGGAAGAAUUUGUGAUAGGACGUGUACUGCAGUUUGUUCAAACACAAACAGAUACGGAACUCAAAGGGCACCACAAUCACCUAAUCAAAGUAUUGAUUCUGGUUAUAUUGGCAUUUGUACGAAAACUUGUACGGGUGUUUGUUCUAAGAGCAAUUCUUACCAACGUCAAGAUGAUAUGGUUAUGGAAUCCCAAGGAACGUGCUCUCCAGACUGUACAGGGGUUUGUGCUCAAUCAUCUACAACUAAUAGAAGAAUGGACACUGACACUUCGGGUGUUUGCGAGAGGACCUGUACUGGUGUUUGUUCUAAAACCAAUGCAUAUCAAGGUGAUGUUGGUAUGGAGCAAAGAAUAUGCUCCCCAACCAGUAGAAGAAUAGACACAAAGGCUUCUGGUAUUUGUGACAGGACAUGUACUGGUGCAUGUGCUAUAAACAAUGCAUAUCAAGGUGAUGGUAUGGAGUCAUCAAGAACAUGCUCUCCAGAUUGUACAGGCCCUUGUGCCCAAUCCUCACCUAAUCGAAGAAUCGAUCUAACCUCUUCUAACAUUUGUGCGAAGACUUGUACUGGAUCUUGCUCUAUUGCUAAUGCUUACAAAAAUAAUAUGGUUUCAACCUCUUCAAAUACUUGUUUCCAAGAUUGUACAGGAAUUUGCGCACAAUCAACAGGCAUUAAUAGAAACAUGGAUUCCAGCACAACAACCGUUUGUGCACCAACGUGUACUGGUGUUUGUUCUAGUAAUAAUGGAUAUCAGGGAGAUGUGGUGAUGGAAUCUUCACGAACAUGCUCCCCAGAUUGUACAGGUGCCUGCGCUAAAUCAUCAACGCCCAACAAAAAAUGGAAUCAAUUUCUUCAGGCACUUGUGCCCGAACUUGCACAGGUGUUUGUUCCUCUAAUAAUGGAUACCAAGGUGAUGUCGUUAUGGAGUCUUCAAACACUUGCUCCCCAGGUUGCACAGGUGUCUGUGCCUUAAAU